Micropterus salmoides (largemouth bass) is the source of this 1140-nucleotide messenger RNA. RefSeq names its product centromere-associated protein E-like. The record is from RefSeq and is a predicted model, not a curated record. Bases 6 to 737 code for a protein of 243 amino acids. NCBI's taxonomy places the organism in Eukaryota, Metazoa, Chordata, Actinopteri, Centrarchiformes, Centrarchidae. The transcript is spliced from 3 exons.
CCAGGAUGCUUUGCAUAAAUGAGGGACUGUUCCAUAAACAGAAGCUCGAUUGUGCUUUGGUUUUCCAGUACACUGGGAUACUCCUUCUACUGGCAGACCCUUGUAUAGCUGCAGAGUUCCUCACGUCUUGUAACCCAUGCUGUUUCGGUCUUGGCUUGGUUGGUGGCUUAGCAGGUGGCCUCGUGUGUCUCGGAGGUGUCUUUAUUGUCUGGAAAUGUAAAAAAUCAGCAAUCAUGUUGUACAUAUCCUCAGCAAAAAAGAAGGGAUCGAGUGAAAAACAGCUGCAGAAACAAUCCCAGAACACACAAGAAGAACUGAACGCAUUGGCAGCAGCUAUUACUUCAACGAUGGAAGUGAAGCACGGACUGGAAACGCAAAGAGAGGAAUUAAGACUGCAGUUAGAAGAGAUAGCGAAAGAGAUGGGGGAGAACAAGGAGAAGCUUAAUUUAGUGGAGAAAGAAAUAGCAGAGAGUGAGAAAGCAAAGGCAACUGACAAAACAGAUGGAUACUUGAGAGAAAAACGAAAUCUAGUAGAGGCUCAGGAUAAACUGGAGAUGAGAAAGGACAAAGUAGAGAAACAGCAGUUGAACAUGGAGAAACUGAAGCACAAAACAGAGGGUAUAAUGGCAACAAUGACAGAAAGGAAGAGGAAAGCAGAGAACCAUUUAGAGCUGAUUAACUUGCAGCUGGAAGGGGUAGAAAGUGAUGACCUCAAUGCUCAUCUUCACCGAGAGUAGUAAGAAAGUUCACUUUUUGUUCUAUAAUAAGAUGUAAAGACUCAAUUCAUUAUGAACUCCUGUGCUGUGAAUACUAUUUCCUUUCUGACGGUUCAUCAUUUAAUACAAAGUGUCCCUCGUGGCCAUGAUGUCUAGAUACUAAACAUUAUUUCAUGAGUUUUAAGUAAUAAUGGUCCAACUUACAGAAAGAUUAACAUAUGUUUUGUAUUCAGUCAUCAUUUAUUUUAAUGGUCUCCUGGUUCUGGCUUUCCAUCCACCCCAACCACCUCCUUACUCAGUCUUUUCUGUUAAAUAUCACAUACCUACCUUUACCGUCAAAAACUACGCUGCAGGGCUUCCCCCAAUGCGUUGAACUAUGACAGUAAAGGGAUCCCCAGUGCGUCACAAACUGACGACUAACGAA